Australozyma saopauloensis is the source of this 1635-nucleotide messenger RNA. RefSeq names its product TFIIH/NER complex subunit. Gene Ontology annotation, cellular component: transcription factor TFIIH core complex; transcription factor TFIIH holo complex. Lineage: Eukaryota; Fungi; Ascomycota; Pichiomycetes; Serinales; Metschnikowiaceae. The transcript has a single exon. Bases 1 to 1635 code for a protein of 544 amino acids. Gene Ontology annotation, biological process: nucleotide-excision repair. Gene Ontology annotation, molecular function: ATPase activator activity; double-stranded DNA binding. The record is from RefSeq and is a predicted model, not a curated record.
AUGGCCUCGAAUGGUUUUUGUGCUAGAUAUAUUCGAUACCAAUUCUCACCUUGUAUCACUAUUUACAUCCCUCAGAUCUGGGGUAGCACGUCUCAUACAUUGACCAUGUCUGGAACAUCCUUCAAAAGCACCGUCAAUGAGUACUUAGAAGCACUCCCAGACGUGGUACAGUCUCGUAUUUAUGAUGCGCCUGCAACAUGUCUAUCAAUCUUCCGGCUUCUACCUUCUUUGGCAAAGUUCUAUGUAAUGAGUAUGCUUUUCAGUCCAAAGCCAGUGGCCAUCAAAGAUCUAGAAAAAUGGUGCCAACCGCAAGCUCGAAGACUUCAAUACGAGUCUCUCAAGAGACUUCGUGCUUUGCAUCUAAUAGAAAAUGACAAAUCAGGAACGCAUGUUAGAUUGCACCCUAAAUUUCAGAAUAACUUCAGAGACUGCUUGACUGGAUCGCAAGCGCCAAACGCCUUUGGAAUCAUUUCAACAGAACCUGAAAAUAAAAAUGUUGACAUCAAAUUCCUUGAUAAAUUUGCAUCUCAGAAAUGGGAAACCAUCUUGCAUUUUAUGGUCGGUUCUGAACUACCGUCAGUACCAUCGAAGUCAGUUCUUUCUCUUCUCAAGCUGGGAGGCUUGAUGGAAGGGCCGGGAAACAGCGCAGCUACACUAAGAAUCACGAAUAGUGGAUUCCAAUUUUUGCUCCAAGAUGUCAAUAUUCAGAUUUGGACGAUUCUUUUGGAAUACCUCAACUUGACUCUGGACUUAAACAUGGAUGCUGUAGAUGUCUUGAAUUUCAUAUUCAUCCUAGGAUCCUUAGAAUUGGGCAAGGCCUAUUCAGUGACGAGUUUGAGUGAAACUCAACUCAAGAUGUUGCCGGAUUUGCGAGACUAUGGUCUAGUAUACCAACGUUCUGAGAAUUCACCAAGAUUUUUUCCUACUAGAUUAGCGACAACUCUUACAUCCGAUUCCAUGGGAUUAAAAACGCCAUCAAUGGUUCUUAAUCAAACCUUACAGGAUGCCGAAUCUAACGAAGCCGAAUCGGUCGACACCGCUCAUCAAGAAUCACAGAUGGGCCAAAUUGUGUUGGAGACAAAUUUUAAAUUAUAUGCAUACACUAAUUCUCCAUUAGAGAUUGCCAUUCUCAAUCUUUUUGUCUCGCUAAAGAUUCGAUUUGCAAACAUGGUCAUUGGCCAGAUCACCCGUGAAUCAAUUCGCAAAGCCUUAUACAAUGGCAUUACAGCCGACCAGAUAAUUCGGUUCCUCGAAACUCAUGCUCAUACACAAAUGAAACAGCUUGCCGUUGAAAAACUUGACAAAAAAAUCGAGUUUGACAUAAGUCACAACAUCAAUACGGCCGGUGGAGCGCCACAAUCAAAAAGUACUGACAGCACAAAUGCACAGCAUAGACUUGAGAUUCUCCCUCCUAAUGUUGUUGACCAAAUUAAAUUGUGGCAGCUAGAAUUGGAUAGAAUUCAAACCUUUGAUGGAUACUUAUUCAAGGAUUUCCAAAACGUCAAAGAAUACGAGGUUUUGUGCAAUUACGCCUCUGAAGUCGGAGUUUUGCUCUGGUCAGAAAAAUCUAAAUUACGCUUUUUUGUCACUGCUGAUGGAAUGACCCAAGUAGCUGAUUUUGCGAGUCGUAAAUAA